GUGACACCGGGCAGAGAUGGCUCGCGACGCCAACAGCAGAGAGACGCGACGCCUGUCACGCUUCGGCCGCAAACUUCGCAGAGCCUCAUUCAUCCUCCCUAAGACUGGCGAACGCAGCAAACGCGUCUUCACCCUUCGAGAUGCCUCUGCGCGCAUGUCCCAGGACUAUGGCGAGCACACUCGUCCCCUCUUGACUCAAAAUGGAAUCCGUCUUGCUGAGGAUGACCGCGAUUAUCAAGAACCUACACUACUUCAACAGCUUCAGGAUGUUGUCCAAGACCGUGCGCAACAGCUGUAUGCUUUCGCCAUCAGUCCGACUGGCAAAGGCAUCUUCAAAUGUUCCAUCGGCUACCUGCUCGGUUCCAUGGCCACUCUGAUCCCGAGUAUCGCGAAAUUCUUCGGCGAUAAACAGGACUCGAAGCAUAUGGUCGCCACCGUUACCGUCUACUUCCACGCUGCGCGAACAGUGGGAAGUAUGCACGAAGCAACUCUUCUCGCACUUUUGGGAUUCCUCUAUGCCGCUUUUCUCAGCUUCGCCAGUAUGGGCGUGAGCAUCUUCUUCGCACAUCAAAAUAUGAUCAUGGUCGGACACGCCAUUGUCUUGAUCAUCUUCGUGGCUGGAGGAUUUGGUCUGAUGGCGUAUGUGAAGCAGCAACUCGGGAACCCGCUUGUCAAUGUUGCGAUUUCUCUGGCUUCGCUGGGAAGCAUCACUAUUCUACUGAGAGAAGGUUCGAUACAAGCUGGAGCUUUCUCUUAUGAGAGAGUCAGCCAAGUAUUGGGCAUGGUGAUUCUGGGCAUCUUUAUCGCAAGUGUUGUCAAUGUUGUCUUGUUUCCGACGUUGGCGAGGAAGAAGUUAUCGGAGCAGAUGGAGAAGAAUACAGACCUGCUGGGCGAGAUGCUCAUCUCUAUUGCGCGAGCAUUCUUGCAUGGCAGGGAACAGGACCUGGAAGACGAGUACUUCAAGACUCUGGCCAAGGAGCAUCUAUCGAGCCUGAACACCAUGAAAAAGAAUCUGAAUGAGGCAAAGAAGGAGCACUAUGUUUUAGGAAACGAGAGACUCCAUGCUGUCGAAGCGAAAGUUGUGCAGUGUCUUGCUGGACUCUCACAGGACCUAGGAGGACUGAGGAGUGCUGCACUUGCACAGUUUGCGUUUCUUAACGAGCAGCCGACAGUUGCGAUGAAUGGAAGAUCACAGAGCCCUGUAGACAACGAGACUUGGAUCAUGAGUCCAAUACAAAGCCCCGCUCUGGAGCCACAAACACAGAAUUCGAGAAACCUGGACGUGAUCAACGAGAUACCAGAAAAUGGCUCGCUUAGUAGCGAAGAUAGCACGCCACGGCCGCAACGUAAGUCAUCCACGACGAGCCUGUCCCAUGGCACGAACGGCACGAACGGAUACUUUGUCACUCCUAGUGGAACCGGAACGCCCUAUUCGUCGUAUACAGACUACUCUGAACGAGACUACGCGUUGCACACACCUUCUGGACAUCUAGCCAAGAGUCCUGGAGACAUGUUCGUGGCAUUCAUCAGUCAGUUAGGUCCACCUAUCAAAUCUUUGGUCUAUACAUUGAAGCAGACAUUGGACGAACUGCCAUUCUAUGAAAGCAGAGAGCCGAGCUGGAAUCCAUGGGCUGUACGAGAUCUCGAAGUAGCUGUCAGUGAGCAAUUCCAUGGCAGUCUGAGACAUGCUGUAGAGCUGUAUCGCGAAGAGCGAACAAGGGCGCUUUCGGCAUUGUACCAGAAUCGGGCUAUCAGCGCCGCGAUCAAUGCCCAACACGGUGGCAAGAGUUCGUUCUCAACCAGGACGCACACUCCUGGAAACAACUCCCCUGUUGACAGGAGGCUACCGCGUAAGCACGACACGCUCUUCGACAGAAAACCAGAAGAGGUAUUGGCUGAUAUCGAAGAGGUAUCGGCGUGCUGUGGACACUUCUCCUUCGCAUUACUAGACUUUGCAGAAGAUGUGCUGCACUAUCUCGAUGUCCUCGAUGAUCUCAAAGCGGAAAUGGAGUCGCAAAGAACAAGCUGGAACUGGCUCAAGUUUUGGCGCAAAGACCGGAAAUCUUCUGGAGACUCCUUUACCCCUCGGACGAGCACAUAUCCAGAGCACAACGAAGAGCCCGAUGGUGGGUAUCAUAUUCCGGAGGAUAUACGCAAAGCUGAUCGCUUCAUCAUCAGCGCAGAAAACUAUACACGACAUCAGCCUUGGUAUUAUAGUAUUUAUAGAGCUUUUCGCUGGCUGAGAAGAGACGAUACACGCUUCGCUAUCAAAGUCGGUCUCGGAGCAGCUCUCUACGCUCUCCCUGCCUUUCUCCCUGAAUCCCGCCCUUUCUUCCUUCACUGGCGAGGAGAAUGGGGACUGGUCUCCUACAUGGUUGUCUGCUCCAUGACAGUGGGCGCCACCAACACCACCGGCUUCAACCGAAUCUGGGGCACAAUCAUCGGAGCAGGGUGCGCAAUCAUCGCAUGGCUGAUGUCCAAUCACGGCGGAGUCGCAAACCCGUUCCUCCUCGCCUUCUUUGGCUGGCUCAUGUCUCUAUACGGCUUCUACGUCAUUGUCGGGCAAGAUAACGGCCCCAUGGGAAGAUUCAUCAUCCUCACAUACAACCUUAGCGCGUUAUACUCCUACAGUCUGUCCAUCAAUGACAACGACAACGACGACGAUGAAGGCGGCAUCGACCCCGCCAUCUGGGAAAUCGUCCUCCACCGCACGGUAUCGGUGACUGUGGGCACGAUCUGGGCAAUCAUCGUCUGUCGCUGGAUCUCACCCAUCUCCGCCCGUCACAAGCUCCGCGAAGGUCUCUGUGUCCUCUGGCUCCGCAUGGGUCUCAUUUGGAAGCGCGACCCCUUGGCAAUGUCGCUCCUCGGCGAACCCGCAUCAGCAUACAUGGAUAUACGAGAAGAAGCCGAACUCGUCUCCUUCCUCGCAAAUCUGCGAAGCUUGCGCAAAGCCGCGUCUUCGGAAUUCGAAUUCCAGGGGCCGUUUCCAGAUAAACCGAUUGGGAAUAUGCUCGACCGUGCGGGACGAAUGCUCGAUGCCUUUCACGCCAUGAACGUCGUCAUUUCCAAGAACCUCCAGGCCACGCCCGGCGAAGCCGCGGUCCUCCUAUACACUCGUCCCGAACGAUUCGCCCUGUCCGCACGCAUCUCCCAUCUCUUUACCGUGCUGGCGAGUAGUAUCAAACUCGAAUACCCGCUUAAUGAUGUGUUACCGAGCAUCGACGACACGAGAGAUCGAUUAUUGGCGAAAAUUUCCGAGUUCCGAAGGACAGAGCAGGGACGCACCUUGACGCAGGAGCAGGAUUACGAAAUGUUGUAUGCCUAUGUGCUGGUGACGGGACAGCUGGCCAAGGAUAUCGAAGUGGUGGGCGAGGAAGUCGAGAGGUUAUAUGGGACGUUGAAUGAGGAGAAUUUGAAGUUGCAGUAAUUCGACAAAAGGAUACGAAAAUAACAGGAUCAAGAAACAACAUUGCAAGAAAAAGAAUAUGUUGUGGAUAUUGAGAGGUUGAUAGUCAGUGAUACGAGGAACAAAAUAAUAGAAUGCUGUUUUCUG
Messenger RNA from Sphaerulina musiva SO2202, 3553 nucleotides. RefSeq lists its product as uncharacterized. The record is from RefSeq and is a predicted model, not a curated record. The coding region runs from base 17 to 3427 and encodes 1136 amino acids. Lineage: Eukaryota; Fungi; Ascomycota; Dothideomycetes; Mycosphaerellales; Mycosphaerellaceae. The transcript has 2 exons.